Messenger RNA from Erythranthe guttata (spotted monkey flower), 1658 nucleotides. RefSeq names its product protein IQ-DOMAIN 22. Gene Ontology annotation, molecular function: protein binding. The record is from RefSeq and is a predicted model, not a curated record. NCBI's taxonomy places the organism in Eukaryota, Viridiplantae, Streptophyta, Magnoliopsida, Lamiales, Phrymaceae.
GCCAUUAAUGGAUCCCAUGAGUUACAUUCCACCUUAUUAAACUCCCCCCACCAAUUUCGCCUCUCUCUCUUUCUCUCUCUAACUCUCUCUCUCUCUCUCUCUCUCUCUCUCUCUCCUCUUCGUCUUCCUCUCGCCAUUUUCAUUACUGGAGAUCGAUCACUCAAAACUCAAAUGGGCAAAGCCUCCAAAUGGUUCAGAGGUCUCCUCGGACUCAGCACCACCACCACCAACGCCGCCCCCACCCCGAAACCCCCGCCCAAGCGGAAAUGGAGCUUCGCCAAGCCCCACCGCGAAACCGAUCCCCGGAAUUCCCAGCACCGCGGCCACCCGAACGACAACGACGACGCCAGCAAGCACGCCAUCGCGGUCGCCGCCGCCACCGCAGCAGUCGCCGACGCUGCCGUCGCCGCCGCCCAGGCGGCCGCGUCCGUAGUCCAGCUUACAAGCAGCAGCCGGGGUAUCUCCACCGCCGCUGCGCGGACCUCUCGGAGCGCCGUACACCGGCAGGAGUGGGCGGCCGUUACGAUUCAGUCCCAUUUCCGUGGAUAUCUGUCAAGAAGAGCUUUGAGGGCACUAAAAGCAUUGGUUAAGCUUCAAGCGCUUGUGAGAGGUCAUCUCGUGAGGAAGCAAACUGCGUACACUCUUCGACGUUUGCAGGCCCUCGUUCGAGCUCAAGUGCGGGCCCGGGCCGGGCGGUGCCUCAGCUCCGAUUCCCCUCAUUCGAGCAUCAAAUCGUCCCACUUCAAUUGUAAUGGCCCGCCAACUCCCGAGAAAUUCGAGCAUGUAAUUCGGGCUAGGAGCAUGAAGCACGAACAACACUUAAUUACGAUGCUCAAGAGAAACGGUUCGAACAGAACCGACAAGAUUCUCGAAAUGGAUACCGAGAAUAUUCCCCACGCCGCCACCACCAAACGAAGGAGCCUCUUCUACUCGGCCCAGCUCACUCCGGGCCCCACCCAACACUGUCGAAGCUUCUCCACGUCAAAAGACUCGAUUCUAAGCCCUUCGUCCGGUGAAGUUCAAUCUCUAAGCACUUUAAAAUUCCAACAAGAAAUCGAAGACAAUAACAACAAUAACAAUAGUCCCACGUACUAUUCCGCAUCUUCUUCGAGGGGCGGGAGCUCCAAGAGGGGGGCCUUCACCCCCACGAAGAGCGAAGCUUCUAGAAGCUGCCUGAGCGGCUACUCGGACCAUCCGAAUUACAUGGCUUACACGGAAUCUUCCAAGGCUAAGGCAAGGUCGAUUAGUGCACCGAAGCAAAGGCCCGUUCAGAUAGAGAGGUCGACUAGCUCUACGAAGAGGUACUCGGUUCACGCUAAUUUCACUACCAAGGGUUAUCCUGGUUCGGGCCGGUUGGAUAGGCUCGGUAUGCCGAUUAGAGGGGAGGUUAGUGGUGGUGGUGGUGGUGGUUAUUGGCAGAGGUAUUAGUGGGAACGUUUGGGGUUGGGUUUGGUUUUACUGAUUACUAAUUGUAGUUGGAUAGAUUGUUUUGAGGGAUAAUGUUUAAAGUGUGUAGUGACUGACAGAAAAGGUCAAGGGAAUGACUGUUUUUGAUGUGAUUAGUGUGUAAUCAUGAUUAGUGGUAAUUAAUUGCUAUGACAUUAGCAUGAAACUAACUGUACUAAAAGUUCUAAUUUAUGUGGAAUGUAACUUAUUAU